GCAUAAUUUCUUUAUUCUUUAUUUGACGAUUAUCUUGAUCGAGGUGCAAACUUUUAUCGAAAAUCAAACCUGAAAAUGUAUUUAUGCUAACAAUACAUUACAAUAACAAGGCACAGAUUAGAUAGCGCGGCACGUCGCGGCGCGCUGAGUGGCGGCUGGCGGCCUUAUCACUGGUGUUGCAGGGCUGGCGCACGGCGGCCGGCGACCGGACCAACUGCUGCUGAACAAUUAGACAUACAGUGUUACAGUGCGCGACAAAUUAAGUGAUUACUCCAACGUGAGGCAGGGCCAGGGUGAACUAUUCGAGAUGAAGUGGAGUAUGGUGUCGGUGGUGUGUGUGCUGGCGCUGCUGGUGGCGCUGGCGCGGCGCGGCUCGGGCGGCACGGUGCUGGUGGUGUUCCCGGUGCCCAGCCGCAGCCACACGCUGCUGGGUGACCACCUCGUCACCACCCUGCUGCACGCAGGACACAACGUAACAUACGUAACGACGUUCACGAGGGUGAAGGCGAGCGACCGCUUCACUCUCAUUGAUAUCGGCUCCGCUGCAGACGACGACGGAGAAUCGAGUAGUGCGCCCCCUCUACAAGAACCAAGCUCCUCCCGUUUCCCACCCCAUCAGUUCUUGGCAGAAGGCACCAGCAUCGCGGAGCGAGCGCUGCGGCACCCCCGGGUGCAGACGCUGCUGAAGGACGUCACCCAAAGUUUCGACCUGGUGGUGGCCGAGUGGUUCUACUCUGGACUGUUGGCUCCGCUGGCGGAGGUGUUCGAGUGUCCUCUGGCGUGGUACAGCGCGGGGGACGCGUCGUGGCUGAGCGUGCAGCUGGUGCACGAGCCCAGCAGCCCCACCUUCUUCGUGGACCCGCUGGCCCCCAGCCUGCCGCGCCUGGAGCCCGGCGUGCCCGACCGCCUGCGCCGGCUCGCCAGGCAGGCCUACCUCUCCGCCUGGGUAUACUACAUGACUCACUACGUGGAGACUCCCGCGUACUACGAGAUCUACCAGCUGGCCAUACAGCUGCGCGGGCGCACGCCUCCGCUGUACGAGCAGCUGCUGUACGACGGGGCUCUGCUGCUGGUGAACUCGCACCCAGCGCUGGGGCAGGGCGUGCCACUGCCACACAACGCUAAGUACAUCGGGGGACACCAUCUCACGGCUACCCACUCCGCCCUGCCCAAGAAUCUUCAAACCCUGCUGGAUAACGCUAAACACGGCGUGAUCUACUUGAACCUGGGCGGCACAGUGAGCGAGGAGCUGCCGCCGGAGACGACGCGCGAGCUGCUGCGGGUGUUCCGUCAGCUGGAGCAGGUGGUGGUGUGGCGGCACCGCGGCGCCGGCGCGCUGCACCACGUGCCGGGGAACGUGCACCUCCUCGACCGCGCGCCGCACCUCGCGCUGCUCAAACAUCCGAACACCAUCAUGAUGAUCACGCAUGGCGGAUUCCUGUCAUAUAUGGAGGCGAUGUAUUACGGCGUGCCUAUUAUUGGUGUGCCGGUGCACGAAGACCAGCUCCUCACCAUAGACAUAGCGGCGAGCAGAGGACGUGCCAUUCAGGUGCCCAUAUCUAACGCUGGGAUCGGUUACAAGCUCAAAGGAGCUAUCUUUGAAUUACUUGGCAACUACAGGUACGUGAUCACAGAUACUUAUGUGUAGAAUUAGUGCCAAAAUUCAAUAUUUAAAAUAAACAAAUAGCUGCAACCAGCUAAUUAGUAAGCGAGAAGUAUAUAUCAAUACCCACAAUGAGUGAUCGUACUAACGUGGACCGUGUCUGCGGGUGCGGGAGCCCCACUCUGUUGGCUAAUGGAAUCCGCUACUGGCCGCUCUAUUUCUGACACGUUGGCGGCACUUCUGCGGUUGCCUACUUUAUUAUUUACAAUUCUCCAGAGGACCGUGUUU
Messenger RNA from Spodoptera exigua (beet armyworm), 1891 nucleotides. Lineage: Eukaryota; Metazoa; Arthropoda; Insecta; Lepidoptera; Noctuidae. The record is from the annotation of a GenBank genome assembly.